Molecule: messenger RNA, 2356 nt
Organism: Paralichthys olivaceus (Japanese flounder)
Lineage: Eukaryota; Metazoa; Chordata; Actinopteri; Pleuronectiformes; Paralichthyidae
Product: dnaJ homolog subfamily C member 30, mitochondrial-like
Source: RefSeq, a predicted model, not a curated record
GCUGGGGGGCGCUGCAGGGACCCGAGCUUUCCUCAGAUACCCGUCUUCUUCUUCUUCUUCUCUGCCUGUAAACAUGGCGGAGGUCAGGCUCUGUUUUGGGAGAGGAGCACUGGGGAGAAUAUACAACCUGCACCUCCGGGAGAGCUCCUUUAAACACCGUGAAAGUUUAACUCAGACCUCGUCUCUGACCUCCGGGUCUCUGUCGGGUUGUUGUACAGAUGGCGGACUGCAGGGAGGUGAAAAUGCGGAGGACAGAGUGCCCGGUGGAGCCUCACGGGACAGUUACACAAGUGUGACCGCGGAGCUCGGUGCUGUGGAGGAUAUUUGUGUAAAUGUCGCUGAAUAUCACAGUUGUCACGGACUUAACGAGGACUCACUUAAUAACAAGACCCGGGGACAGCUUACAGGAGAAACCCUCCCUCGGUGCUGGAGUCGUGCGAGGUUGAGGAGGAGUUUCUGCUCCUCCGGUGAUCUCAGUCAGAGGGGGUGUUGGGGACAGUUUGUGUUUAUCCGGGAGUUCGGGGACAACGGGGCUCGAUCUGAGCCACUGUUCAAAACCAAAACCGGUUAUUAUGAAAUCCUGGAGGUUUUACCCAGCGCCACUCAGGUCCAGAUCAAAACCGCCUACUACAAGCAGUCCUUCAUCUUCCACCCGGACAGAAACGCCGGCAGCGAGGUGGCCACCGUCCGCUUCUCCGACAUCAGCGAGGCCUACACGGUGCUGGGGAACAAGGCGCUGCGGAGGAAGUAUGACCGGGGGCUGCUGAGCCAGACGGACCUCAUCGCGACGACCAGAUCCUCCUCUUCCUCCAAGGACGGCACCGGGGGCUCCGCCACACAGCAGCCCGACAGCCGGCGGUCUGUGGCGGGCGCCGACAAACGAGGAGGCGUUUACGACUUCGACAAGUUCUUCAAGUCUCACUACAACGAGCAGCUGCAGAGAGAGAGAGACAUCCGAGCCCGCAGAGAGGACAUUCUGAAGGGCAAACACGAGGCGAUGACCGAGAGGACGAGCAAAAUGACGGAGAUGUGCGUCUUGCUGCUGAUGGUGAUGGGUGUGGGUUUAACUUUGAGCUUGAAACGGGGCUGAGGGGGAGAUGGAGGAACGUUGACCCGGACAGGGCUGCUGGACAAGGACACAGAUUCACUGUGGGGUCUUUGAAUUGUCACCAUCCUUCACACCACUGGGGAAAACACUGCCCCUGUGGCCUCUGCUAAAUGUGACCCUGUCUCUACACCUCCAUAAGCUCCAUAAUGUUUCGUUUCAAGAUAACACAGUGUGAUUUUCUGUAGAACACACUGUCAUCAUGCAAGCUGCUAACCGAACACUGAACAUUGAGCUGUAACAAUUAGUCCCCUAUAUUGAUGAUCAAUUAAUUAUCAAGUCACAAGACAAAUGAGAGCAUGUUCUGCCUCUCUGUAUCCAGUGAUAUUAAAGUAAAUGUUUGGUACAUUUUUAGACCAAAUGAUAAAUUGGUGAUGAAAAUAAUCUUCAGUUGCAGCGUGCAUAUAAGUAAGACUCCUCCAAGUGAAGUGCAGUGCUCUUGUCACUGUGUUGAGUCAGUGUUCAUCACGUGUCUGUAAAACACUUUAACGCCACAUGUUUCAUUACCUCCACUGUCAGAUGUUCCCAUGUCUGUUGGUUUGUUGGUUUGUAGACAAGAUUACACAGAAUCAACUCAACGAAACGUAGUGAACGAUGUGGCAUGGGUCAAAGAGGGAGCCACUACAUUUUGUUGUGGAUCCCAAUCAGAUGUUAGAUCCAGGAUUUUUUUUUUUCACUUUAUAAAACAUUGUGAGAUGUUUCUACAGUUUCCACGGGGAAUCAUUCAUGAAUAUUGAUGAAUAGGUAUAAUAAGGGAAGUGCUAUCUCUGAGUGUGUGUAAUUUGAUGCAGCAUUAAAUUCGAGGGGGCUGUGGGGCCUUGGUGGAGAUAUGCAGUCUGCUGAGUGUCAUUCUAAUUCUCUACGGUUUUGUUUUUGUCUUUUACUAGACAUUUGUCAGUGACAUGGGAGUGAUUGUCCACCGUGCCACAUGUUGUUAGCAUGUGAUCAUAUGAUGAUAGAGGAAGAUUCAGUGGUUGAUUUACAAACUAUUUCUUCAGUUCAGCUCCUUCGGCUUUUAUAAAGUCAUCUGUCUCAACAGUUUCUUUAUUUUUGACCAGGGUUUAUUGCAAUUUAUAAAAUAUUUAUUUUAUAGCAAUGUAAAUAAUUCAGGAGCUGUAAGUCUAUGCUCACAUAGUGAAGAUAAAGAAUGUGCCUUGGAAAAUAUUGAUUGUAAAAAUCAAUGGUUUGUUUUCUCCAGAUAUUUAAAAAAUAAAUGACUAAUGAUCAGAGCCUGUCAGAGCUCAAUGAAAA